AUGUACUUCUUGUGCCACAAGCCUGUUCAACUACUGCUUGCUAAUGAAGAGAUUAAUGCCAAAACUCUCGUAACAGGGAUUUGGUUUUCAGAUUUUCGGCCUACCUGUCGAUGCUCCUAUCCUGUGCCCGGUUUGUGCUCAAGUCAGCUCGUGCGCAGUUUGAGUCCUUCCGGGAGUAGGGAUGAGGCGAUGAGUCGAACAUGCACUCCAGACCACAUGAGGACGACUAUUUAUCAUAAAGCCGAGCCUUUGCUACAAAUUUGUCAAGGCCAUAGGGUGCAGCUUGUCAAUGCCUGGCAGACAAUCCGAGAAAUUGUGUGCUUUACAGUCGCAAUCGCCUAUCCCAGACCGAUAUUUGCCCGAGCCGCAGAGACAAAUCUGGUCAUGGUCAGUAAAGAGGACUGA
Messenger RNA from Protopolystoma xenopodis, 405 nucleotides. The record is from the annotation of a GenBank genome assembly. Lineage: Eukaryota; Metazoa; Platyhelminthes; Monogenea; Polystomatidea; Polystomatidae.